AGAGAUAAGUAGAAUACGGAGUUGCCUUUCCUGCCCUCCGCCGUCGUCCUCGCGGACACGGUUGACCGCGAUCUCCCUCAGCCCCACCGCCGCAUUUCUCGCCGCCCUCCCCUGCUCACCUGUCCAAAACUCCGGCCUCCUCCCUCCCCUCCUCUGCACCGCACCCAACCAAACCCAAUGGCGGAGGCGCUGCUGCUCGCGUGCCACCUCGCCCUCGCGCUCGCCCUCCUCGCCGCCUCCCUCUCCCACCUCCUCCUCGCCGCCGUCUCCCACCUCUCCCCCUCCUCCCUCCACCACCACAACAACCACCCACUCCUCCGCGUCCUCCGCCACCCCCUCCUGCGCCUCCUCCCGCCGCUCCUCGCGCUCCCUUUCCCCUUCCUCCCCCUCGCCGCCACCGCCUCCGGUCUCCUCCCGCUCCUCCUCCUCCCGCCGCUGCUCCCCCUCCUCCCGCUGCCCUUCCUCCCUCCCCACCUCCCGCUCCUCCGCCCGCUUCUCCUCUCCCUGCCCUUCCUCCUCCUUGCGCGGGCCGCAAACCUCCUCGCCGCCUCAUUCCCGGCCACCGACCUCCAGCCGCACGCGCUCGCCGUCGCGCGCCUCCUCCUCCUGGCCGCCGCGGGGGCCUCCCUCGCGUCCUCACUCUCCACGCCGAGGACCCCGGCCCACUUCGCCGCCGAGACCGCGCUGGCCUGUGCGGGAGCAGUGGGCGGGCUCUGGGCGGCGCAAAGCGGGUUCAGCCUCUACGUCGACGCGUGCGUGGCCGCGGGUUGCCACCGCCUCAUGGACGCCGGCGCCUCGGCGCCGGCCACGCGAUGCGACGUCGAAGAGGCCAGGCUCAGGGCCGUCGCCGUCAUGGACCUUGCCCUGUCGGUGCACUGUGUCAUCGUAGCCGCCGUCGCGGCCGGGUUCUGCCUCGGGGUGGCGAGGUGGUUCGGGGUGGACGGCGGUGCCGGCGGUGGUGCUGGUAUGGGGAAGAGACAUAAUGGAUCGUACGAUGCAUUGCCCACGGUGGCGUCGGCUGGAGCAAUGGCUGAGAUGGAGCAUUUGCCGGGGAAGGGCGUUGGCAAGAGCGUGGCGCAGGAAUGAAACAGGAUGCAUUGUACUGGAUUAACUAGGUACAUCUUGAUCGUCCCGUCUAUCUGAUCUUGUUCAGGUGUCAACUCCCCGAAAUGAAUGGGAGAUUUGGGUCGAAAUGGCGGCAGAAUUUGUUCUGAGGAACGCUGAUGUUUAGUUGCUAAAGAGGGUACUAGUGGCACCUGUGGAACCAUUGCCUUGUUGAAUUGGCCAAUGGAGCCCAAUCUAUAGCUCGACAUUUGUUGUAGGUCAUUCCACUGACCUCAUUGCUUUUGCUGAUGUAUACAAUGUAGUAUUUGGUAGUCC
This is a messenger RNA of Phragmites australis (common reed), 1380 nucleotides long. RefSeq lists its product as uncharacterized. Bases 178 to 1086 code for a protein of 302 amino acids. The record is from RefSeq and is a predicted model, not a curated record. NCBI's taxonomy places the organism in Eukaryota, Viridiplantae, Streptophyta, Magnoliopsida, Poales, Poaceae. The transcript has a single exon.